This is a messenger RNA of Portunus trituberculatus (swimming crab), 1741 nucleotides long. Its product is annotated as low-density lipoprotein receptor-related protein 4-like. The coding region runs from base 596 to 1555 and encodes 319 amino acids. NCBI's taxonomy places the organism in Eukaryota, Metazoa, Arthropoda, Malacostraca, Decapoda, Portunidae. The record is from RefSeq and is a predicted model, not a curated record. The transcript has 10 exons. Gene Ontology annotation, molecular function: protein binding.
CCCAGUUUAACAUUUGGUCCUUGCCGCCACACGAGAAGGAAGUGAGGGUCUGCGGUGCUCUCCCCUUCCUCCCCGUCCAAGUAAGGAACACUACCUUCCCCUUGAACUGUUGCGAGAGGUUCAAGUCGACACGGAACCUCUCUACAUACAUACCGACUCAAAGGAACAGAGACUGAACUUAUCACCUAAAAACAAACAAACAAAAAAAAAAAAGAUUAUCGCGUUACCUUAACAAGACAUUAAUAGAGAAACAAGUACUCGUGUUACAGUGAGGACGACAACAGUGACUUGCGCCUCCUAUGCUGCAGCUCACACAACACUGAGAUCUUGGCUACAACUGCUGCUGAUCCUCCUCGUUCCCUCCCUCCCUGUCGCCACCCUUGUCAUCGUGUCGGCGAGUGCAGCAGGGAGAACCAUAGCACCAGGAGUCUUAACACUGACUAAACUGGUGAAGCUGCGACUCUGGUCUACUCUCAGGCUAAAUGGUUACCAGAAAUACAUCGAUGUAAUUGGGAUAAAAGCGUCCCCAUCCAUCGCCGAGUGAGUGAGGGAGUUGUAAGGAAAAGGAAGCUGCGAUCAUUCCCAGGAUCAGAAAAUGUCUACCAAUACCAGCAGCCAAUUCCUCUUGACAGGUGUGCUGCUGCUGUGCUUCGCGGGCGCCUACUGGCAGCCAUGCGACGCUGUUCGUUCAUCCCGUAUGGUCUGUGGCUCCAAGAUGGGCAAAAAGCAAGCAGUGGAGCCCUUUGAGUGGUGGCCAGAUGAGGAAGAGCCCUGUCCGCCUGACCAAUGGCGGUGUAGAGACGACAAGGAAUGCAUUCCCCGCAGCGCUUUGUGCUCCAAUGCUACGGAAUGCGAAGACGGGUCCGACGAGUCGCCAAGAUUUUGUGGCUGCAAGAAGGACCAGUUCCGCUGUGGUGACCGGUGCAUCUUAUGUUCCCAGCUCUGCGAUAAGGUGGAGCACUGUGAUGACGGCGAGGACGAGCGGGACUGCCUGACGCACACGUGCCCGUCCAACUUCUUCCAGUGUGAGAGCGACGGCAUCUGCGUGCCCCAACGAGCAUUGUGCAACCACACCACCGAAUGUGCAGACGGUUCCGACGAGAAUAACUGCCAGAGCUUCAGAACCUGCUACCAUUUGGAGUUUCGGUGUGAUAACGGGCAGUGCGUGCGUCCCUACUCUGUGUGUGACGGCAGAACACAAUGUAAAGACGGGUCGGACGAGAAAGACUGUCAGCCUUCAGACUUCGUGACAUGCAAAUCAGGCAGAAAGGUCCACAAGUUUUGGCAUUGCAACAACUUCCCGGACUGCAGCGAGAAGUAUUACGACGACGACACCGACGAGCUACACUGCCCCUGCGACGAGACGCACUUCCGCUGCAACAACACUCGCUGCAUCUACAAAGGCAACGUGUGUGACUCAAAAUGCGACUGUCAGGGUUGUGAGGACGAGGUGAACUGUAGCCACGUUUACACCAGUGACUCGGGUGUGGUGGAGUGCCUGAAAGGAAAAUCCGUGGAAUGCAGCGGCCGGUGCAUCGCGAGGGAGUUUUUGUGAUGGCAUCAAUCACUGUUAUGGAAAUGACCUGACGGAGUUCGGCUGCUACGACAGUGAGACCAAUACGUUUAAUCAUCCGCUAGAAGUGAGGCAGAAAGACUUUAGCUUUUUCCAGUGUAACGAUACGAGGAGCCUGCUGAGCACCAUCGUGUGUGACGGCCAAAGACACUGCUUGGACGGAGAAGA